Messenger RNA from Gekko japonicus, 2007 nucleotides. RefSeq names its product homeobox A10 (gene HOXA10). The transcript has 2 exons. Gene Ontology annotation, biological process: regulation of transcription by RNA polymerase II. The record is from RefSeq and is a predicted model, not a curated record. The annotation marks the transcript as partial. NCBI's taxonomy places the organism in Eukaryota, Metazoa, Chordata, Lepidosauria, Squamata, Gekkonidae. Gene Ontology annotation, cellular component: nucleus. Gene Ontology annotation, molecular function: RNA polymerase II cis-regulatory region sequence-specific DNA binding; DNA-binding transcription factor activity, RNA polymerase II-specific.
GGAGGAGGAGGCGGCGGCGGCGGCGGCUACUAUCCCAACAACAGUAGUGUCUACCUGCCGCAGACGUCCGAUCUGUCCUAUGGGCUGCAAAGCUACGGACUGUUCCCCGUGCUGGGCAAACGCAAUGAAGGUCCUCCUCAAAGCAUUGUCCCCUCCUCUCACGCCUACAUGUCAGGGAUGGAAGUCUGGCUAGAUCCCCCAAGGUCUUGCCGCAUGGAAGAGCCGGAGAGCCCGCAGGCGACCUCGUGCUCUUUCGCUCCUAGCAUUAAAGAGGAGAACUCCUACUGCCUCUAUGACUCCGACAAAGGCCCCAAAGAGGCGGCGGCCACCGACCUGUCGACUUUCCCCCGGCUAAACUCCGAGGUCUGCUCCAUGAACAACGUGACCGCUGGGGUACCCGUGCCAGGCUACUUCCGCCUGUCUCAAGCCUAUGGCACCGCCAAGAGCGGCGGCGGCAGCGGCUACAGCAGCAACCACCACCACCCACCCCACCACCACCACCAGCAGCAGCAUCACCAGCACCCGGGGCAAAUGGCUGCUGCCCAGUUCGCCCCGCAGCCCCCGGUGCGCUUUGAGACGCCUCCCGCCCUGCCUCCGGCAGUCCCGCCGCCAGAAGCGCCGAGGAAAGAGAGCGAAGAGUCCUCCCCGCCCGCCACUUUGACUGGCGUCUCCCAAGGGGGGGAGGACGAAGGGCCCGCGUCCUCCUCCACCGCAGAAGAGCUGUCCCCGGCUCCUUCGGACAGCGGCAAGCCCUCCCCGGAGAAGGAAAGCCUAGGCAAUUCCAAAGGAGAGAAUGCAGCCAACUGGCUCACCGCGAAAAGUGGCCGAAAGAAAAGAUGCCCUUAUACCAAGCACCAGACCCUGGAGCUGGAGAAGGAGUUUCUCUUCAAUAUGUACCUGACUCGUGAGCGUCGCCUAGAGAUCAGCCGCACCGUCCACCUCACAGACAGACAAGUUAAGAUCUGGUUUCAGAACCGCCGAAUGAAACUGAAGAAAAUGAACAGGGAGAAUAGGAUUCGGGAGCUCACAGCCAACUUUAAUUUCUCUUGAUGAACCGACAGGCGCCCCUCCAUGGGUUCGAGAGCCAGAAACAUUUUGGGUUUGUUUUUUUGUUUUUUUGUUUUGUUUUUGCCUUUAGCUAACUCUCACCUGUAUGGAUUUGAACGCUUCGAUUUCGGUUGUUUUUUGUUCUGUUUUUUCCCCUCAGCCUCUCCAUAGCCUCCUGAUCACUGAUUCGUUGGGAUAAAGCCAUAAUGAUGCACGUCGCCCCGCGUCUUGUAUUGCCCUUGCUUCAUUCUCGGGUCUUGAAAACUCUGACGCUGAGAAACGGCAUUUCCAGAACUCUAGAUACUGAUUUCCCCCCCCCCCUUGAGAAAACUGAGCCAAACUUAGGGGAAGGCAAAUUGUAUUUCCCCCCUCCAAAGAUAAGACGAAUCUGUGGAGUGGGUUGAGAGUGAGUUUCAGUCUUUUAAAUUUGGUCACUCCGCUUCUUUAGUGGGGGGUGGGGUGGGGGCUGUUGCAGCUUAUAUCGAGAGCCGACCAUUGCGGGUUUCCUAGGAUGUCCAGCAGCGAAGCCUGCGCAGAGUGUGGGUUUCUUGGGGGGGGGCCCAUAUGCUUGACAUUACAGCGUCCACGAAAGCGAGAAUCUACAACGUUCCUCCCCACUGAAAGACAGGGAAAAGUUUGUGUCGUUUUUAAUUGGUUGAAUAAUGAUACUUUCUAGUUAUAGGCAAAGACUUUUUUAUUCUGGAUAGGUUGGGUGAUCCCUAGUUAUGCUGGACAAGCACAUACAAAAAAAAAAUGUUAAAAGACUCGUCUUCCAGGUCUUGGAGGAAAAAGAAACGAAAUCGCUUUCUUCUGUCUGUGAGGGAGUGUGUUUUGCUAUACAUAUAUACAUAUAUUCCACCAGAAACAUUUUCGGCCAGGAAGCGAGGGGGAAGGGUGCCCGAUUUCCUUUGAUACUGUGAAGUUACAUGCGUUGAGAAGGUCAAGCGUGUAGUGCAAAGA